Messenger RNA from Hymenoscyphus albidus, 2632 nucleotides. Lineage: Eukaryota; Fungi; Ascomycota; Leotiomycetes; Helotiales; Helotiaceae. The record is from the annotation of a GenBank genome assembly.
AUGGUAGCCUUCCCGAUCAUGAGAUCCCCCUUGGCCCUACUACUCUCCCUCUCCAUCCUCCUCUCCACAAUCUUAGCCGCGGGUAAAUUUACACCCGAGAUCAUGCUAAGUCUUAAAAGACGACAAUACGCAGCUCCUAACCCUGAAGGGACUUUUGCUCUCUAUACCUCGACGCAGUGGGAUUUUAAGGCCAAUGCUGAUAGCUAUGUGUUGGGUGUUUAUAACUUGACGAACGGAACGACGGAGAAGGAUCGCACAUUGCUAUUUAGUAAUUCGAGCAGCAUUAGUAAUGCACUGUGGUUGGGAGAUGGGACGAUGUUUGUGUGGUUUGUGUGGGAGGAUGAUGGGUCGACGACUGUGAAGGUUGGGGAUGCGGUCAAACCGGAAGCGGAGUAAGUGACUCAUUUCAUGAAUUGCAUUCUGAAAUAUGUAGAUCUAUCAUUCAAGAAUUUUUCUUGGCACUUACAGAUCUCUGCUGACUUUUCAGACCCAUCACUGCGGGGAAAAUACCAGGCUUUGCCGAUGGCUUGAAGCUUGUAGAACUCAGUAAAGGAAACUACGCGGUUGCUUUCUUUGGCACAGCCGAUUCCGAUGGAAAGCUCGUCAACUUCUCAGCACAACAAACUCCCGCUUCGUCGGCACGAAUGUAUACCCAGAUCUUUGUUAGACACUGGGAUUCAUGUAGGUACCCCAAAAGAGAAAACAAAGACAAUCCACCAUUGGAAGUUCUGAUUGUAAGCAGAUGUCGCACCCCAGAAGAACAGCAUUUGGUAUACAACAUUGUCCAGUGAACCAUCAGGAUAUACUUUGGGUCAACCAAUCAAUGCUCUCAAUGGCACAGGACUCGAAUCUCCACUACCACCCUUCCCUGAUCCCAGCCAGUAUGUGGUUUCAUUUCUUCAUGCUUGAAUCAAGAGUCGAGACUAACAAUCCCCAGGUUCGAUAUCGGAAAGAAUGGGAUUGUCUUUACCGCCAAGGAACCAAAACUCCCUCAAGCAACGACUACAAAAUCUGACAUCUACUACAUCCCAUUAAAGACUUUUCAGGAAUCUCCACCAACCCCCCAAGUUAUCCUUACAUUAGACCUUGAGGGAGCUUCCUCCGGCCCAGUUUUCUCGCCAAAUGGAUUUUCGCUAGUCUUUUUGUCGAUGAAGGAGCACGCUUAUGAGGCUGAUAAGAACCGCAUCAUGUUUGUAGCAGACAUUACGAAAUCCGUGACUAGUGAGGAGUUUUAUGUAACCCCAGAUGGAAAUGGAGGUUGGGAUCGUUCCCCUAUAUCAGUGACCUGGAGCGUCGACGGAAAAUAUUUAUACCUCCCCGCUGAUGACUUCGGCCGUUCUCGUCUAUUCAGCGUCGCCGCCGACCCUAAACUCAAGGAACUUCCCCAGAUCAUCUUCGCCGAAGGCUGGGUUGACCGUGCCUACCCUGUGAUCGACGGACGGAUCCUCGUCUCAAGCGAAAGCUUGCUCGAUAACUCUAUCUACUCGUGGGUCGAUCCAGUAAUUUCGGGGAGCAAGAAUGCUACCGAGGGAGUCACUCUUAUUGACGCGAAUUUGAAGUAUGGCGCUGAGUGGGGAUUGAGCAGGAGUCAGAUAUCCGAGUUCUGGUAUAAGGGCGAGGGGGAUUAUCAAGUUCAUUCUUGGGUUGUUAGACCUUCGUUCUAUAAGGAGGGCGAAAAAUACCCGCUGUUUUUUUAUGUGCAUGGGGGGCCGCAGUCAGCUAAUACUGAUUGGUGGUCUUAUAGAUGGGUAAGUUCAGCUCCGUAUACUUUUCUUGUCUUGAGCGGAGACAAGAGUAGAGGUCAUCUUUUCAAACCACCUAAAUAAACAAAGCUAACAACCCUUCAGAACUUGGCCCUUUGGGCCGAACAAGGUUACAUAGUCGUAGCACCUAACCCCACAGGCUCUACAGGCUUCGGCAAGUCCUUCACAGACGCUGUGCAAAACGAAUGGGGCGGCAGGCCCUAUAGAGACCUCGAACUCGCCAUCACCCACAUUGAAGCAAGCAUGCCCGAAAUUGACGUCGCUAACGCUGUCCAAGUCGGCUCAUCGUACGGCGGCUACAUGACCUACUGGAUCUCGGGACAACCCUUAGGCAAGAAAUUCAAAGCGCAGCUCGUACAAGAUGGAACUUUCAAUACUGUGCAGUUUUAUGCUACAGAUGAGUUGUGGUAUAUUCAGCACGAUUUUAACGGGACGCUCUGGGACAACUAUGAUAACUACGAUCGAUGGAAUCCUGCGAGGUUUACUAAGGAGUGGAUGACGCCGAUGUUGAUUGUGCAUAGCGAUUUGGACUACCGUACUCCCGUGACUGAUGGCUUGGCCGCGUUCAAUGUACUCCAGAGUAAGGGUAUUCCGAGCAUAUUUCUGAAUUAUCCGGAUGAAGGACAUAAUAUUCGGAAUGCGGAGAACUCGUUGAUCUUUCAUAAGACUAUGUUUGAUUGGCUUAAUGGGUAUGUUGGGUUACCGAGGUAUAGUGAUGAGGGGGAUCUGGCGUAUAGAGCCACUUUGCAGAAUGGACCGUGGAUUUUGAAUGGGAAGUAGAGUAAUGAGAUUAGACGUGGCUAUAGAGUUCAAUUGGGAAGCUCUAAAUAUAUAGCUACUUGCCAGACAGCAAGGUCAAAAUGAUGCUG